ACAGUGACAGAGUUUUACGUACUGUCAAUCAGUCAGGGAAUCAAGUGCAGAUAGGUUGAAUCGAAUUUUUUGUUAUUUUAAUAUUUCUUAUUAGGUAGGUACUUAUUUAAAAGUUUGUUUAAAUUGAAAACACAUGGGAAGUGUAAUUGUAUAACAACUUAAAUACUGCAUUGUUUAUUUAGUAAGAAAAUGUAUAUCAGUACAUCAGGGUUGUGUACAGUUAUUUCUACAAAGAAUGUGUCUUGAGGAUAUCGCAAGCACCGGUCAAAGAUAGUUGCGUAUUAAUGAAAAGUUUAUAAGUUCCCAGAUAUGUAUCCCCUAGCAUUCCUAAUAUUAACUUUGGCGAAUGUGAACGCGGAGGUUAACACCAAAAACAGUGAUACAGAUGUGAACGAUCUAGCGGCGCGGCAAAACGCUUUGAAAAUAAAUAAAUGCUGUGAAGAAAAUGAGAUUAUGGUGGACACAUCGUGCAGAUUGUAUUCCAGAUACAAUCAGAGUGGAUGGGUACCAAACUUUAGAACUGAAGAUGGCAAAUCUGUAGACAUGAAGUUAUAUCUUUAUGCAAAAGGAAUUUCUCCCAAGACUGAACAUAAUGAAGACAUUACAUAUUAUGACUAUGUGAUUGGGUAUCCUGAUUGUGAAAGAACAGAAAUUAGACCAAUAUUUUAUUUGGGAAAAUCUGAAGAUGAGCUGAACUUACUGACAGAUGGACGAUUACGUCAUUUGAUUCAUCAUGAACAUAGCACUGAGAGCAUCAAAGAAGAUCCAUUUGUGUCUAAAAGCACAUUUAGUAUACAUGACACAAUUGUGAUACCAGAUGUCAAAGAACCUGCGUCUUACAUUCACAAGCAAAAUAAAUUCUGUAUGGACAAGAUAUACAUGGAAGCGACAAACAUGACUGGUGAAUAUGCUUUGGUAUGCAUACCUGAAGUUAAAAUAAACUGGAAAGAUACAGACUUCCUUAUGAAAAAGGUCAUUAACCCCCUAUUUCAUGCAUUAGCAAUGGUGUUGUUCCUUCUGGUGGCAAUAAUAUACUUUGUAUUGCCAACUUUGAGGGAUUUAGCUGGGAAUAUUAUCACGACAAUAAAUGUGUGUCUCAUAGUCAGCCAGGCCGCUGACCUUGUGAGGAUAUUCACUGAGUUCAGUAACCAUGUCAGUUUCAUGAUAACUGAUAUCAUCCUUUAUAUCAGUCUACUGGGUGCAUUCUUCUGGUUGAAUAGCUUUGGAUUCUACGUGUGGAAGACUUUCAAGUCAAGAAAUGUGUUUCUGAGAGUGACAGAUGUUCGUAAAUACUGCUACUAUUCAAGCGUAGUGUGGUCGAGUGUCGUAAUGAUGGCGGCGUUAGCGAUCUGCGCUCACUUCUUGCUGGACACAGGAACUAAUCCGAACAGAAAAAUGCGCACGCAAUUCUCAUCAUCCAUUUUAGUUGAUGAUAUUGAACAAGAGACCAUAGGUUGGCUUGGAAUCGCGAUAUUUUUCACACCAGUGGCAUUCACUAUAUUUUUCAAUAUAUUCUUUUACAUAACAACUCUCAAAGUUAUAAAAAGUAUAAAUAUAUAUGGAAGAAUACACCAUAAACUCAAAGGAUGCUUUGAUUUAUUCCUGCAAUUGUUUCUCAUAAUGACCACUGCUUGGCUGUUUCUACUAUUAUCGUGGCUAAACUUUGAUGGACUUAUAUACGCGCACAUUGUAGUCAACGCUCUACAAGGCAUACUCGUCUUUUAUGUGUGUGUGGUGCGACAGGCACAUGUCAUAUUCCUUCUAAGGAAGAGCUGUUGCUAUGCGGAGCCUGUACCCACAGGGGAGUGGGGGGAUGAAAUGACUCAGUACAUGUGAAGAGGUAUAUCCAAAGUUAGAUUUUAAGUUUUGAUAUCUCAACACUGCAUAAAAGACAACAAUUUAUAUGACGAAUUUGUGAAUGAAGUUUAAUAUUUAAGUAGAAAACAAGCAAAAUGCAAAAAUGCACUUAAGUCUGACAAAAAUAUGGGGCAUAUUGCACAACUACAUUAUAGGUAUUUAAUAUUUUACUAACCUAACAACUUGACAAUAGAAUAAUUGGACAGGAUAAAACUGUGAUGUUAAAUAAGGCCCUGUCAUAAGAAUAAAUGGGUGUCUCAACAAAUUAGAAUAGAAAAUCAUAGAGUAAAACGACUUCAGUUUCAUAUAGCUAUUAUUAAAAAAUACAUGUUGACCACAUCAAAUAGAUGUAUGUUUUGUGCACUAUGAAAUAAAUGUUUCCAGUGGAAAUACUAAUACAACCUCAUUUAAGAAUAUACUACAUACAUUAUGUUAUUUUAUGAGAUUUUAUUAUAAAUACAUAUACAUCCAAAUAAAUGUCACUAUUUAAAUAAUUUAGAUUAAUCUCAAAAUGUCCAAAAGCAACAGUUACAUUUUAUAUCGGUCAGAGAAAUAUGUUGAAUUUAACUUUAAUAUAUAGAAUGGAUGAGUCUUAACCGAGGACUAAAAAUAUUCAAUAAAACUAAUCGCGACGAACUAAAUUCGCGAUGUAACUGCUCACUAAAGAUACUUAACUAUUUUUAAGUGAAUUUUUGUUUCGAUGUGCCUAUUACCAAUUUAAUUGGAGAUUAAUAAUAACAUUAAUGAUAAAUAUAUGGCAUGAAUUUGGAUGACAAAUAAAUAUUGCUAAUAAAUGUAGCAAAUUAUGAUCUGCAUUCAUGAUCUGUUUUAAAUAUAACUAUUGUGAGGAGAAAUAAUUUUCAUUAAAUUUAAAUUAAAGUAUUCUAUAACGAUAAAAAAUAAAUAUUUGUUAAAAGACUUGGCAUGGCAGCUAAUGAGAAUAGGUUCUAUAUCAUUGUAUUUCACGUCACUUUCUAUAUUAGGGUUGUAAUAUUUAAAAUAUAAUAAGGGUUUUUAACUUUAGCACAAUAGAUAGAUUUAGCAACAUUUUAAACCUAAGAUAAAAUAAAAAUUAUGUACAAAUAUAUAAAAUGCCUUACCAUAUUAUAGCUCAUAUGCAUAUACAAGAAUUUUAUUGUAUUUCUAAGUUUUAUAAGACUGUAUGUAGCAUUAAAGUUUCUCGCCUUCAAUCCGUCCUUUUCUGUAUAGCAAAAUGAUGGAUAACUAACUUUUUAUUACAUCAAUGUAUUAUAAGCUCUCUUAUGAAACACAAACAUUUUUAUGUUAAAAUAAUCAAGCAUUUAAUUGGUAUUAAUGUUUCUAAUUCUGCCUUUAUUUUUUUAAUAAACAUUUAAAGAUCA
Molecule: messenger RNA, 3218 nt
Organism: Plodia interpunctella (Indianmeal moth)
Lineage: Eukaryota; Metazoa; Arthropoda; Insecta; Lepidoptera; Pyralidae
Gene: mthl5
Product: methuselah-like 5
Exons: 8
Coding region: 310-1836 (508 amino acids)
Biological process (GO): cell surface receptor signaling pathway
Cellular component (GO): membrane
Molecular function (GO): transmembrane signaling receptor activity
Source: RefSeq, a predicted model, not a curated record